AUGCGCGCCCGCGCGCGCGCGCCCGCGCCCGCUCGAGCCCUCUGCGCGCGCGCCGCGUCCGCGCGUCACGCGAGCGCGUCGUCGCGCGCGAGAACGCGCGCGGCGGCGGGCCGAGCGUGCGAUCGGGUAUCCAUUUCGCACCAGAGCGGUCGAUGCGCGGUGACGCGCGCGACGCGUCGUCGCGAGGGCGACGCGGCGCUCGGUGCGCGCGCGGCGCACCGCGAACGCGCGCGCGCGUCGACGAAGACGCGGGCGAGCGCGAACGGGUCGGAGGCGAAGCCGCUGGACCACUGGCUGGAAAAGUUGCGGACGAAGGGCGAGACGGCGGCGCAGGUGUUGAUGUUAUUGAUGCUGUUCGGAUGCUGGUACGGGUUCAACAUCGUGUUUAACAUUUAUAACAAACAGAUUUUGAAGACGUUUCCGUACCCGGUGACGGUGACGCUGAUCGAGCUCGGCGUCGGGAGCGCGCUCAUCGCGGCGAUGUGGGCGAGCGGAGCGAAAAAGCCGCCGCAGGUUUCGAUGGCGAUGCUGAAACCGAUCGCGCCGUUGGCGGUGAUUCACGCGGUUGGGAACUUACUCACGAACGUGUCGCUCGGAAAGGUGGCGGUUUCUUUCACGCACACCAUCAAGGCGAGCGAGCCGUUCUUCUCGGUUUUGCUCUCCGCGCUCUUCUUGGGUGAUGUCCCGUCGCUCGCCGUCAUGGCGGCGCUCCUUCCGGUCGUCGGAGGGGUUGCGCUCGCGUCAAUGACAGAGGUAAGCUUUUGCUGGGCCGGGUUCUUGGCCGCUCUUGGGUCGAACAUCACGUUCCAAUCGAGAAACGUUCUCAGCAAGAAGAUGAUGGGCAUGUCCGUCAUCAAGGGCGCCAUCGACAACAUCAACCUCUUCAGUGUGAUCACCAUGCUCAGCUGUUUGGUGGCGCUUCCGGUCGCCAUCGGCGUCGAGGGCGUGCGUUUCACUCCAGCCGCAAUCGCCGCCACGGGCGCAAACGUCGCUGAACUGUCCAAGUCUCUCUUGGUUGCCGGUUUCUGCUUCCAAAUGUACCAGCAAAUUUCAUACAUGAUCCUCUCACGCGUCAGCCCGGUGACGCAUUCCGUGGGUAACUGCAUGAAGCGUGUCACCGUGAUCGUUGUUACUCUCAUCUAUUUCAAAAACCCGGUGUCGCCGCUCAACAUGGCAGGCACCGCCAUGGCUCUCACCGGCGUUUUCUUGUACUCGCGCGCCAAGCGAGCCGAGGGUGAUAAGAAGAAGCAGGCUAGCGCGGCGGCGGCCGGAAUCAAGGCAUCAUCGGGAGAUUCUGCGUAUAACGAUGUGUUCCGCCGAACCACCGGGUUGUCUAAUAUUGAAUGA
Molecule: messenger RNA, 1347 nt
Organism: Ostreococcus tauri
Lineage: Eukaryota; Viridiplantae; Chlorophyta; Mamiellophyceae; Mamiellales; Bathycoccaceae
Product: Triose phosphate/phosphoenolpyruvate translocator
Exons: 1
Coding region: 1-1347 (448 amino acids)
Biological process (GO): transmembrane transport
Cellular component (GO): Golgi apparatus; membrane
Molecular function (GO): antiporter activity
Source: RefSeq, a predicted model, not a curated record